AUGGCUUAUAAAUAUAAAUCAAGAGUACAAUUGGGUUAUGAAGAUGAAUAUAUAACUGAAAAACAUCGAUCGCUUAUUAAUUUUGCCACUAAUAAGAUUGGUGGUAAACCGGACACACAUAAAACAGAAAGUACAUUACCGUCGCCAGUUUGUAAACUAUGUGGACUAAAUCAAUUAUUAGUAGUACAAAUUUAUGCACCAUUAGAAAAUUCAAAGUACCAUAGAACAUUGUAUAUAUUUACAUGUAUAAAUCCAAACUGCUUCAAUCAAAACGAGAGCUGGACGUGUCUGAGAGUGGAGUCCUUGGAGGAGAAGACCAUAAACGAGACAUUGAAGCAGCCAUCAGUGGUCCCGCCGACGACCAGUUGGCUGUCGCAAGCGGACGACUGGGGCGAUGACGGGAAUGACAACGUAUCUGAGAAGAACGGCAACAACAUGCUCAGCAAUGACACCGACAAGUUGCAUCUCUUUAUGUCCACGUCAAUCGGCGAGCUGAAUGACGAUUUGUCAAACCUGCGAGUUGACGACCCGAAUGCCAACAGUCCAGCCAGUGUCGAGUCUCCCGUAGGUGGUGCAGUCGGCAGACUCGAUUCUCCUCAAGCCUCUGCUGAAAUCGAGGGAGAGGAGGGCGAGGUUGUCUCUAUUGACACUCCAACUCGCCCACAGUCCAACCUGAUGGAGCUGUUCAAUGGCAGCACUCCUCAUCCGUUCCAGCACUCUGAUAUUGAUGCUCCGUUUGAUCUCACCUUCGCUGAGAUGUUUGUCGGGGUCGAGGAAGAGGAUUUGACGCCGGAAGUCAAUCAGCAUGUUAGGGAUUUAUAUCUUCAGUAUAAGAAAAAUAAUCCUAAUGAUUUGAAUGAGGAGACUAAUCAGGAUGCCCAGACUAAUGAUAAUACAGGCAUGGAAGAAAAGUAUGAAAAAAGUAUUCCUAAACAUGGCGAUGAAAUGUUUCAUAAUUUUGACUGUCGGGUUAAGAGAAAUCCUGGACAAUUAUUAAGAUAUUGCCGUGAUAACUCAGCAGCAUUAUUAUUAUCUCCGAUAAGAUGGAAUAUAGAACCAUGCAAGAAUUGCGGAGCUGAAAGAAUUUUUGAGUUACAAAUUUUGUCAACAAUAAUACCUAAAUUAAAACUUGUGCCAUGCAGAGAUCGUGACUAUGAGAUAGAAUUUGGCACAGUGUUAAUUUUUACGUGUUCAGCCAGCUGCUGGUCUGCUAACGAUACGUACAAAGAAGAAUAUGUGAUCGUUCAAGCCGAAUCUUAA
Messenger RNA from Cotesia congregata, 1260 nucleotides. Lineage: Eukaryota; Metazoa; Arthropoda; Insecta; Hymenoptera; Braconidae. The record is from the annotation of a GenBank genome assembly.